Molecule: messenger RNA, 1234 nt
Organism: Solea senegalensis (Senegalese sole)
Lineage: Eukaryota; Metazoa; Chordata; Actinopteri; Pleuronectiformes; Soleidae
Product: adenosine receptor A1-like
Exons: 3
Coding region: 1-1035 (344 amino acids)
Biological process (GO): G protein-coupled adenosine receptor signaling pathway
Cellular component (GO): dendrite; membrane; synapse
Molecular function (GO): G protein-coupled adenosine receptor activity
Source: RefSeq, a predicted model, not a curated record
AUGGCCGAGUGGAGCUGGGUGGUGUACACGCUGCUCGAGGCUGUCAUCGUUGUAGCCUGUUGCCUUGGAAACCUGUUGGUGGUGUUCGCCGUGUGCGUCGGCGUCCGCGACUCCCUGCGGGAGCCCACCUUUUGCUUUCUCGUUUCCCUGGCGGUGGCUGAUUUCCUGGUCGGCGUGGCCGCCGUGCCCCUGGCCGUGGUGUUGGACGGUUGGGCGAGGUUGACCCCUGACCUCUGCCUGCUGCUCAGCUGCGUUGUGUUGGUGCUGACUCAGGCUUCUGUGCUGUCGUUGUUGGCGAUCGCUGUGGACAGAUACCUGCGCUUACACAUGCCGCUCAGGUAUAAAAGUCUGGCCACACAGAGACGCACAUGUUUGGUUGUCUCUGUGUGUUGGCUUCUGUCUUGUCUCCUGGGCUUCACUCCCUUGCUCGGGUGGAGAAACUGCCCCUCCUCCUCUUCUUCAUCUUCUUUACCACUUGCUCCUGCUUCAAACUCCUCCUCCUCCUCUAUCAUCACAUCUCCUCCACCCUGCACUUUCCUCUCCGUCAUCUCCCUCCCCUUCAUGGUCUACUUUAACUUCCUGGGCUGCGUGAUGGCGCCCCUGCUGGUCAUGAUGCUGCUCUACGUGAGGAUCUUCUGGAGCCUGCAGGCUCGUCUGAAGGAAAGCUCUCCGCACCACGUCCACGCCUCCCUGCUGAGAGAGCGGAGGCUGGCCUGCUCCCUGGCACUGGUUCUGGUUCUGUUUGCCGGCUGCUGGAUUCCUCUGCAUCUGAUGAACUGUGUGCUGCUGGUCCACGGGCCUCAGGCCGUCACGCAGGGACUGCUCUACACAGGAAUACUUCUGUCUCACGCCAACUCCGCCAUCAACCCCGUCAUCUACGCCUACCGCAUCCCCAAGAUCCAGCAGGCCUAUGCUCACAUAUGGAGGCGCUUUCUGCUCAGGAUAAACUGUCGCCAUGGAGACAUGGAAGGUCAAAGGUCAAUGAGGAGCAGCCAAGGCGAUCAGAGGGAGGCAGGAGGGACAACUGAGGACUGAGGACAUGGUGGGAGACACUGGGAGGAAACGUCAAAUACUGGUGGUGUAACUCAACUUACUACCAGAAAACAGACAAUCAGAAAAUACAUCGUCAUAAUUAUGAGGGAAAAGUACAAUUAUGACCUUAAAAGACAUCAUUAUGAGACGGUGUAAAAAAGAAAAUUAAAAUACUUUUGAGGGGGAAAAAAAAACAUGAAAA